Fusarium subglutinans is the source of this 1836-nucleotide messenger RNA. Its product is annotated as monocarboxylate transporter. Gene Ontology annotation, molecular function: transmembrane transporter activity. The coding region runs from base 1 to 1836 and encodes 611 amino acids. The transcript has 4 exons. Gene Ontology annotation, biological process: transmembrane transport. NCBI's taxonomy places the organism in Eukaryota, Fungi, Ascomycota, Sordariomycetes, Hypocreales, Nectriaceae. The record is from RefSeq and is a predicted model, not a curated record. Gene Ontology annotation, cellular component: fungal-type vacuole membrane.
AUGGUUACUACGAAUUCAGCAGCGGAACGUCCAAGUAAUCAACUGCAAUACUCGAAAUGGAGAUAUGCAUCAAUUGUCUUUGCCUCGUUCAUAAUCAGCUUCACCGCAAGCGGCCUCCUUUUCAGUUUCGCCGUGUAUCAAGAACAUUACAAGGCCAUAAUUCCUACGGCAGGAACUCCCUUUACUGGCGCCUCAGCUGCUACCAUUGACCUCAUCGGAACCCUAUUAGCCGCACUGAUGACCAUCGUAGCUCCAUUUGUCAUGACAUGGACAAAGUACUAUGGUCCUCGACCUGUAGUAUGCCUCGGUGGAAUACUAUUCAGCGUAGCCUCAGUUCUCGCAAGCUUCGGUAGAGCUCUCUGGCACUUCCAGCUUGCGCAGGGACUAUUGCUAGGGUUCGCCACCGGAUUUUCCUUUGUACCUUCCAUGACAGUUGCCCCUACUUGGUUCGGCAAACAGAGAGGCCUCGCCAUGGGCAUUGUAUCUGCUGGCACAGGCAUAGGCGGUUUAGUGUGGACGCCUGCAAUUUUGGCCUGCAUUGGUAGCUUGGGUUUCCGAAACACGUUACGGUUGACCGGAUGUUUGGCUACAGUGCUCAUCUGCAUCUCGGGAUUUAUUCUCGACUGGGAAACGGUGUUUUUCGCCCAGGCUGCCAGCACGCUAUUUCAGAGUGCUGCUUAUUACAUCCCGGUAUUCUUUACUGUCACCUAUGCCAAGACACUGGGAUAUACUGAAGAAGAAGGCGCAAAUCUAACUGCGGCCAGCAACGCUUGCAACGCCAUUGGCAAGAUUGCUGUUGGUUUCAUCGCAGAUAAGUUGGGCAGGCUCAAUUCGUUCUUUUUGACCACAUUACUCACAGCCUUUGUUUGCGUGGGACUCUGGAUUCCAAGCACACUAAUCGGUGACAGCAACGAAACAGCCUCCCGUGGUCUUUUUGUCAGUUUCACUGUCUUAUACGGACUCCUAGCCAGCGCCUUUAUCAGUUUAUUUCCGGCAGCACUUAUCGAGUUAUUUGGUGUUCAAGAGCUGCCACGAAUUGCAGGUGUCAUGUAUAUGUUGCAAGGAUUGGCCACUCUUGUAGGUACACCUGUUGCGGGUGCACUCGUCCGACGUGAAGGAUUGUCUAGAAGCUCUAGGGACUACACCGCCAUGUCAGCGUGGGCUGCAGCACUGAUGACUUCGGCUGCGAUCGCAGUCGCUGGAGUGAGGCUCGAAGCAAUGAAACGAUCAGGCAACGGAACAUCGAAGCGAAAGUGGAACAUCGAAUUGAAAAGAAGCCAUGACGGACGAACCUUGCCCAACAAUUAUUCUGAUGGCCCUGAAGGCGCUGGAAAAACAACCAUUGGAAAAGUCCUUUCACAGUACCUCAACAAAGAACUAUUCAGCCUCGAUCGACAUCGCAAAGAGCUCUAUGCACCCUUUGAUUACGAUGAUGCACGUGCAAACAAACUAUACGAACAAGAGGGCGUGGAGGGUUUGUUGAAGUACUGGAAGUACUUUGAAUACAGAGCUGUCGUGGACAUCUUGCAAAAUGCUCUGAAGCCCGGGGAUAGGUUUUACGGCAAGAUACUCGACUUUGGGGCGGGCCAUUCCAUCUUUGAGGACAAGGAGGAACUCGAUCGUGUCCAGGAGCUUAUGUCCCCUUAUAGAGGGGUCUUCCUUAUUCUUCCGUGUGAGGACGUGGAGGAGGCGCUGAGGAUCAUGGAGGAACGGAGAGGCCAUGAGUUGAGCUACAACCGACACUUCCUGGAUCAUCCAAGCAACAAGAAACUGGCAAAGCACAUUAUCUACACGAAGGAUAUCAGUCCGGAGCGGAGUGCUGUGAUGAGGUUUUAG